AUGGAGGAAAUGCAUGCAGUUCUGAUCAUUUGGAUAAUAGCGGGCACUACAUCUUCCUCGGCAUCUAAUGCAAUGUCUUCAAUGGAUAGAUCAUUAAAGCGUGGUUCGGGUGAUAUUGGAUGGGAGUAUGCGGAGUUGGCGGAUGCUUCAAACUUGGAUAGGUUGAAGUGUAAGUUGUGUGGGAAAUUGGUGAGUGGUGGAAUAUAUCGAAUGAAGCAACAUAUUGCCCACAUCAAGGGAAACAUGAAUCCUUGUAAAAAGUCUUCGGAUGAGGAUAUAGCCAAAUGCAGGAAUUUUAUUGAAGAGGCAAAGUCUAAGAAGAAACAAAAGAGUAGACAUGAAGCAGAAGUGAGGCAAGAAGUCAUUCUUGAAGGAGAUGAAGACAAUGAAGCGAGUCAAGGGACAACAAGAAAGCCGCAUACUCUUGGGCCUAUGGACCAUUUUGCAUCCCCCAUUGAUUCGGAUUCUUCAUUGGAUGGAAGUAGGAAGAUAAGAUGGGUGUAUGAAGCCGGGAUUCCUUUUCAUGCCAUUGAUAGUGAUAGCUUCAAGAGGUUUGUCGAAGCGGUUGGUCAAUUUGGCCCGGGUUACCGACCUCCAAGCCAAUACCAAUUAAGGGAGCCAUUAUUGAAGGAAGAGGUAGAGAGAAAUAAAAGUUCAUUGAAGAAGCAAGAAGAAGAGUGGGCUUUGAAUGGAAUUGGCAACCAACCUAGAUUCAAAGGAGUGAUUGAGAAGGCAAAGUGCUUCACCAUCUAUAUUUAUGCACACCACAAGACUUUAGCAUUGAUGAGGAAGUUUACAAAGAAAAGAGAUAUAGUGAGGCCGGGAGUCACUAGAUUUGCAACCGCUUUCCUCACUUUGCAAAGCUUGAUGGAGAAGAAGAAUGAGUUGAGUGCUAUGAUUACUAGUGAUGAAUGGAAUGAAAGCAAGCAUGCAAAGAGUGUAAAAGGGAAGGCGGCGGUGAAUAUUGCUUUGAGUGCUUCUUUUUUGAAUGGGGUAAGUCUUUGCUUGAAGGUGUUUGCCCCUUUAGUCAAGGUGCUUCACCUUGUUGAUGGGGAUAGAAAGCCAUCAAUGGGCUUUGUGUAUGGAGAACUACUUAGAGCCAAAGAGGAGAUUAAAAUGGCAUUCAAAGAUCAAGAAGUUCACUAUCUUCCAAUCCUUGACAUUGUUGAUGGAAAAGCCCGUGAUCGACUUGAUAGUCCAUUGCAUUUAGCGGGCUACCUCUUGAACCCUUACUACACAUAUGCCAAUCCAAGCUUUGAGAAUGAUAAUGUGGUCAUGGAUGGGUUCUUCACUUGUGUUGAGGUAUUCUUUCCCGAUGACAUUCAAACUCAAAGUUUGGUGACAAAUGUAGAAUUGCACAAGUAUUUGAAGAAAGAAGGUGGAUUUGGAAGAGCUUUGGCUAAGGCGGGAUGCGCACAAAAUGAUGACAAUUAUAAUCCAGUUUUGUGGUGGAAUAUUUAUGGAAACCUUGUACCAAAAUUGCAAAGUAUGGCUAAAAGGAUACUUUCAUUGACCACAAGCUCACCCGGAUGUGAGAGAAAUUUGAGCGCUUUUGAGGGGGUUGCUUUGUCUAGGAAGUCUCCAUAUGUACAAACUGCCCAUAGGGUAUAA
Molecule: messenger RNA, 1611 nt
Organism: Rosa rugosa (rugosa rose)
Lineage: Eukaryota; Viridiplantae; Streptophyta; Magnoliopsida; Rosales; Rosaceae
Exons: 7
Coding region: 1-1611 (536 amino acids)
Molecular function (GO): DNA binding; protein dimerization activity
Source: RefSeq, a predicted model, not a curated record